Motacilla alba alba is the source of this 2364-nucleotide messenger RNA. Its product is annotated as gasdermin-A-like. The record is from RefSeq and is a predicted model, not a curated record. The transcript has 8 exons. NCBI's taxonomy places the organism in Eukaryota, Metazoa, Chordata, Aves, Passeriformes, Motacillidae. Gene Ontology annotation, biological process: defense response to bacterium; pyroptotic inflammatory response. Gene Ontology annotation, molecular function: phosphatidylserine binding; phosphatidylinositol-4,5-bisphosphate binding; phosphatidylinositol-4-phosphate binding.
UCAGCCACAGCCAGAAUGUUCAAAAAACUCAACAAAUUCAUCGUAAAUCAAAUGGAUCCAUACAAACAAUUGCAUCCUGUCGAGAGCAUCGUACACAAUGAGCACUUCAGGCCUCUCUGUCUACUGAUAAAAAAAAGAAAAUCAGACCGCAUAUUCCACCCAGCUUUCUACUACCAGCAGACAGGAUUCACACUGGAUGAUGUGCUGCUGCCUGGAAAAGAUGGGAAAAGCAUAGAUUCCCUCCAUCAAGAAUCCAGCCAAUUUACCCUCACAAAAGUCAGCGCUGACCAAGCUGAUGGAGGUUUCAGCAUUUCAUUUGACCCUGCAAGUGUAGAGCUGAAAGGAGGUGCUUUCUUUUCCAAAGGGUUUUCUAUCAAGCCACAGAAGAAGAGUGUACCAAUGCAAUCACUGGAGGCACUGAAAAGAGAAAGGAAAAUCAACAUGGAUCAUUCCUUCAUCCAACAGAUACAGAGAACAGGCAUCAGGCUGCACGUGGUCACUGAAAUCCUUGAGGCCUCAGAGGAGGCUGUCUACAAGGAAUCCAGCAAGGCAGACGGGGGCUUCAUGGCCAAAUUUUAUGCCACACUCUCUGCACAGGGCAGCAGAGAGAACAACCAAGGCAUAGUCAUACCCAAGGGCUGCACACUGGCCUUCGGGACCAUCCCACUACAUAUUAGAGAUGGAGCAUGGGAUGUAGCAGUGCACUCCUAAACUUUAGUGACAGGUUCGGUCUCAUUCUGAUUAACAGGUGCCUCAAUAGGAAAAUUAGGAGAAGUGGUGAGAAAUGUUAAAAACCACUGUCAAAUCUUCUCCAAGUUGUCUCCUGACCUGCUGCUCAUCAUCUUCAACACCAUCAAAGCUGUGAUGAGAGACAAGAACCUCCUUCAAGAGCUCAGCCAGAAAAUGGAAGAGGUUUCUGAGCAAAAUGAUGGUUAUGACCUGGAAACUGAGAGCCCAGACUUAAAAGACCUGUUCAGCUCCCUACAGCAUUGCCCAAGAGAUCGUCUCCUUCCGCUGGCAAUGGGAAUCACCUACGUCCUUGACGCUUUGCAUGAGUUAACGGAGCAUCAGCUGCUGCUGCUGCUGGAAUCCUUGGAAAGGAAGAUUGUGUCCCAACAGCUGAACCUGGUUGCACGCCUACUGACACGUAACCUGGGGUAUUGGACACAGAAUUUCCAUGUGGAUGCCACGCUGCUCUCCUUCCCACACAAGGAAGAACAGAUGUUAACCAUUGCCCUGGUGGAGCUGAGUGGAGUGCAGCUCCAGGAAGAUGGAUCAGCUGUCCCUAGGGAUCAACCCUUCGAGGCUGUGGCAGCCCUGUUCGUGGCCCUAUACGCCCUCAAACUUUUCAGCGGUUCCAAGUAGGAUGCACCUGGCCCUGCCCAGGAAACCUCCAAAAGACAUUGGGAAAUGUCCGCUGACAAGGCAAUUUUCUCUCCCAAUAUCACCCUUGUUAAUCCUCAAGGCUGCUUUAGCUGGCAAAAGAAAAUUUAAGGCAGGAAAAUUCAAUAUGGAUGCUAAAGGCUGGAUAUCAAAGUGGAUUUGUCUGUCUGUCUCCCCGUGAAUGCAGAAAGACAACAGGAAAAUCCACAAGUACAAAGAAUCACAGGCCUGGCUCCGGUGCUUCAUGUAAUCCUGCUUCCCUCAAAAUUAUGCUGCUGCUUCUGCAAUCAGUAAAUGGGAACGGGAAGGGCAAAGGCAAUGGGAAGGGAAUGCAGAGGGGAAAGGGAAAGGAAAGGAAAAAGGGAAAGAACAUACAAAGGCAAAAAUGAAAUGCAAAAGGAAAAGGGAGGAAAUGAAAAGGAAACACAUGCUAAAGGAAAACAUCAGCAGUGAUUCACCCGGGUCCCUCUCUGCUUCCGUGGGGACUUGAUGAACUGCUGGUGUCAGGAAGGUGGGGGAAUCCCAAAGGUUUCACUGUCACCUCUGGUCCCAUCUCGCUGAGACACUCAAGAGACACUGGCAGCACUCCAGAGAGAUGCCCCAAAUAUUCCCAUUACCACUUCAUCAAUAAAGAGAAGCUUCUUGCUAAGCAAUUUGGUGGUCUCAAAUGCUGUUUCUUCAUUCUGUGUCUUUUCCAUCCCAUGGCACACCUGACAACCUCAGGACUGAGGCUGUACCAGAAAUAAGGGCCCUUGAUGUGGAUACAGCAGUCUCAUGUAGAGAACUUUCUAAAAGAAAGCGUGAAAUUUUUCUUCACUCCUUUGUACAGUAUUCUAGCAGACACUAAUAAAACCAAAGUAUUCAGGUAAAAACUUGCACUUGAGUCCUGGAAUCUUCACAUGGAUGCCUUUUGCUGUCAAACAAGCAUGGCAAUGUACCCAGGAGACAUGGAAUGGCUCGGGUUGGAAGGCACCUUAAGGC